GUCGAGAGGUUAAAGUUACAUCGGUCGAAAUGUUCAAUUCCUGGAUCAGCGUAACGCUGACGCUCAGUCUAUCGCUAGUUGUGGCCGAUCCAUCGCAGCUGGACACAAAUGUGAAUGGGGCCAACAAUAUUGGACUGCUGCCAGGCAAGCCGCAGUAUUAUCUUAUGGCCGAUGCCGGUUCCGAUGUCGCACCCACGGAGGAACUGAAGCGCACAAAUCGCUCGUUGCUGAAAUGGUGGGACGAACUGUUCAGACAAAACAAUUGUUGCAACAACAACAACUACAAUGCUUAUCCUGGCGCACCUGCUGUACCGGCCGGUGGUUGCGUGGGUACUGGUGGUAGCAGAAAUUUGCUAGAGCUUGAUUCCCUGGAUCCCUUCAAGCAAUUGAAAAAGCUCAAGAAACUGCCCGAUCUCUUCGGUAGCGUCACAAAUUGUGCUCAGCAGCUAGUGCCGUACAACAACUAUGCACCACCCGCCGGUCCAGGCUAUGGAGGCGAGGGCUACGGCUAUGCACCACCGGCCCAGCCUGGAUAUGGCAACAACAAUUACAAUGCUGCGCCAGCGAGUGGCAAUUACAAUGCACCACCCAACGGCAACUAUAAUUCUGCACCGCAAAGUGGCAACUACAAUGCUGCACCACCCAACGGCAACUACAAUUCUGCACCACCCAAUGGCAAUUACAAUUCUGCCCCGCAAAGUGGCAACUACAAUGCUGCACCACCCAGCGGCAAUUAUAAUUCUCCACCCCCCAGCGGCAACUACAAUUCUCCACCGCCAAGUGAUAAUUACAAUUCUGCACCACCGCCCGCUGCCUAUGACGAUCCAAGUCCCGUUUACGAUGGACCAGGCGACGGAGAUGCCGCACCACCAUCCCCACCCCCUUCAGAGAGUUAUGUCGCACCCAAGCCGGCGAGCGAAUAUGAAGAGCCAGCAGCGCCCACCUAUGAACCAGCUGUGGUUCCAACACGUGGCGAUGAUUCAGCGCCACAACAACCGGCAGCACCACAACCACCGCAAAUUGUUUACCAGCCUAUUAUUUAUCUAACGGGAGCUGGAGGGGGGUUUCCCUAUAGCCAGCUGCCCAAGGCCAAGGCCGAGGAGCCAAGUGCAGUUGAGAGCCAAACAGUGGAACCACCGGUGGAGGUGGAACCGGUAACAGUGCCACCUAUUUAUACAGCGCCCACGCCGUCUUCAAUUGCUCCAGUGCCGCCAACACCUCCAGUUACGCUGCCAGCUGCUGCACCACCAGCAGCGCCUGUGGCACCACCAACGUGCAAUUCGCCCGCUUGUGGCAGCUAUUUUCCCAUAGUCGGCGUCCCAUUCUAUAACUAUAACUAUGCACCACCCGUCUAUGCAGCACCGCCUCAAACAACACGAAUAAUAUUGCAGCAAGCGCCGGCGCCACCACCAGCACCCAGCUAUGCACCACCAGCCCCCAGCUAUGCACCACCAAAUCCACCACCAGCACCACUGUAUGCACCACCAGCACCAAUAUACGAGUAUGCGCCGCCCUCUCCGCCCAGCUACUAUGGCUCAUCCUCAUGCCACUCGCCCAUACGGCUAUCCCUGAUCGAUCAGCCCUAUCGUGUGGCACCCGAACUAUUUGCCGAAUACAACUACCGCCUGAGAUUGGCCGAUCAGAACAUGUUUUAGCUAUAAUCUAUAACGCCAAAGACGUCUUGAUUGCCUUGUAAAUAAAACGAAACGUUGCUACUGAUGUCGUCUGAUA
Molecule: messenger RNA, 1731 nt
Organism: Scaptodrosophila lebanonensis
Lineage: Eukaryota; Metazoa; Arthropoda; Insecta; Diptera; Drosophilidae
Product: extensin-1
Exons: 1
Coding region: 30-1655 (541 amino acids)
Source: RefSeq, a predicted model, not a curated record